Messenger RNA from Cornus florida, 977 nucleotides. RefSeq names its product vacuole membrane protein KMS1-like. Lineage: Eukaryota; Viridiplantae; Streptophyta; Magnoliopsida; Cornales; Cornaceae. The record is from RefSeq and is a predicted model, not a curated record. Bases 16 to 663 code for a protein of 215 amino acids. The transcript has 4 exons.
UUGUAGAUUAAUUUGAUGCGUAUAAUUCAUGCAGCUAGCAUAUCAGGUAGCAAAUUGGAAGUCAUGGAAGAUUUGGAUUCUUCGUCAAAAGAGGAUGGUGGAAUCAUAGCCAAUCACCUAAAACAGAUCAAACAAUGGCUCCUUUCACACUCGCAGUAUCUGAACUUCUUCACAAUUUUGGUUCUUGCUUCGGUGCCCAAUCCUCUAUUUGACCUUGCUGGUAUCAUGUGUGGACAAUUUGGUAUCCCAUUUUGGAAGUUCUUUUCAGCAACAUUGAUUGGGAAGGCGAUUAUCAAAACUCACAUACAGACAGCUUUUGUUAUCUCUGUUUGCAACAAUCAACUUCUCGACCUGAUAGAAAAUGAGUUGAUAUGGGUACUCAGUCUUGUCCCUGGACUCUCUUCUAUCCUGCCUCCUCUCGUUGCCAAACUACAUAUUGUCAAGGAGAAGUAUAUGACAGCCUCUCCUCCUGUUUCCUCGAAUACUAAGAUGAAGAAGUGGGACUUAUCAUUUGCUUCAAUUUGGAACACUGUUGUGUGGCUCAUGCUCAUGAACUUCUUUGUGAAGAUCGUCACAGCAACUGCCCAGAGCUUUCUGAAGGAACAGCAGGAAAAGGAGUUGGCCAAGCUAGCAAACAGUGUGACACUUGAAAACACACAGUAAGCCAUCAGCCAAGCCCUUGACCACGUCCAAUCUGCGACAUUGGAUGGUUAGUGGCAGAAAGUGUCAUUUUUAGAGGCUCCAAAAUUUUUAAUGUUAGUAGCCUCGAUCUCGAUUUCAAUUUGUAGAGAACACAGGUAGGGAUUCAAUAGGAAAAUUGGGGAUUUACAUAUCCUUCGUAGCAAUGCUCUGACUCUUCCACUGGGGCUUGGAAUCUUUCAACAUUGUCAUUCUUCCUGAAUGUAACUCAUUUAUCUGUAUAAUAAUCAUGGAGAACUGUAGUUACACCCCAAAAUGAAAUAUUUAUUUGUUGUGCA